AAAUGUCUGAAAACACACUAAAAACAAAGAAGAAGGAAAAAGUCUCCUAUUUAAAGAAGACAAUGGAAAAGAACAUAAAGAAGACCAAAGCUGUCAAAUUAGUCAAGAAAGACAAGAAGAGAAACAUCAAAGCUAAAAUUGCCACUUUUGAAAGUGACUCUGAUGAUGGAAUGACCCAUACAGAAGCAGAGAGCACCAAGUCUUUAGAGAUGGAAGCAUCUACUCUUUUUGAAUCAUACAGGGCUAUUGGCUACAUAACCUCAUCUACUCCUUUUUACAUCCACAAGAAUGAAGAAGACAGACUCAUGACAGUCAGUGUGGAUCAUGCUUUUCAUGUUUACAACUUAGAUAAACUAAGACUUGUGUACAUUAGUGGAUCACUAAAGCAGAAGAUCCUCCAAAUGCAGACACAUAAGAAUACUUUCACUCUCUUAUCGAACAACUCUAUUGUAAAAUGGAGGAGAAUGCAUAUUGAGAUGGUCUACAACAGCUUUACCUCUGAAAUACUCCAAUUCUUAGCUGUAGGUGAUAUCCUCAUAGUACUAUGUGAAGACAAAAAGUUGUACGUAAUUGAGCAACAAACAGGUUUCAUUAGAUCUAUACAAACUCUUGACUUUGAAGCGUAUUACUUCAUGCAUCCUGUCUCAUACCUAAAUAAAAUUAUACUAGCUGGGGAAGGAAACUCUUUACAAAUUUACAACAUUGAAGCUCAAAAAGCUAUCUAUAAUUUCAAAAAUGUUACAAAGAAGCUAAAUGGAGCAAGAAUACUCACAAUUGAGCAGAGCCCUCUUGUUGAUAUUGUCGCACUUGGACUUGAGAGUGGUGAUAUACUUAUUGCCAACUUGAAGCAAGAUAAGAUUAUUACAACUUUCUCUCAAGACUCACCUGUCAAGAGUUUGUCUUUCUCGACUGACGCUUCACUAGAGAAAAGCUUACUCGCAAGCUGAACUAGCACUGGCUCAAUACUGUUUUGGGAUCUGAAUGAAAAGAAAAUCCAUUCUGUAAUUCAAAAGGCUCAUAACUCAAAGCCAAUUGACAAAGUCCAGUUUCUCAACAACGAACCAAUAAUAGUAUCCAGCUCGGGAGAAGACAACUCGGUGAAAAUGUGGCUAUUUGACGUUGAUAGAGAAAACAUGAUGCAUAACCUCGGCUCAAACAUCGCUCCUAGACUACUCAAGGAAAGGAGUGGUCACUCAGAUACUCCUCAUAAGAUAAAAUUCUAUGGAGAUGAUAGCAAACACAUUGUUUCAUGUUCUGAGAAUACUUUCCUAAGAGAUAAUUCUUUGAUAAACGAACACAUCAGUAUGAACUUUGGCUACAAAAAGAACUUAAAUAAGAAGAAGAUAAGUGAAUUAGGAGAAAACAUCGGAAAUACCCUAGACUUCUCCUUCUCUGAACUGAGAGAAAGAGAUUGGCCUAACAUCAUCACAUGUCAUUCCAAGCUUGCAACUCCAUUGAUCUGGUCAAAGGAGAAUAGAAGUCUCUCACAAACAACCUGUAAACUAGAGUCAAAGGAUUCAAAAAUUACCACUUGUAAAGCCUCAAGCUGUGGAAACUUUGGGUUCCUAGGCUUCGAGAAUGGAGGAAUUGUAAAAUUUAACCUGCAAAGUGGAAUUGUUCGUGAAGAGGUCUUUCCCACUGACGAUCUUGCUCAGGCUUCUAGUCUUUCAAUCUCAGGAAUAAUCACUGACCAGUUGAACAAAUAUGUGAUCACUACUUCCCUAGACGGAACUAUCAAAGUGAGAGAUUUUUUGAAACUCACUGUUCUCCAAACCAUUGAAGUUGAAGGAAAGGGUGCCAUAACCCAUUUGGAAAGCCAAGGUGACUUAUUCUGUGUGAUUACAACAGAAUCUACUUCUAAUCUUUCUCUGCUAGUUUAUGAUUUAAGCACAAUGAAGUUAAUUAGAAGAUUUACAAACAUCCAUGAAAACGCAGUCACAGGAGUAUGCUUCUCUCAUGACUCAAGAUGGGUUAUCACCACAAGCAUGGAUAAAUCACUCAAAGUAUGGGAUUUACUGACUUCAUCCCUCAUCGACUGGAUCAAAUUUGUGGAUAUCCCAAGAUCAGUUGCUUAUGCUCCCACCGGCGAAUACUUAGCCACCACACAUGUUGGAAAGAAGGGUAUCUAUCUAUGGAGUAGCAAAGCUUUCUUUGGAAAUGUGUUCAUCCAAGAUGUACCAAAGAGGCCUCAUUAUCUAGACUUGCCUAAUAUUACAGACACUGAUAAACAGAAACUCACCCACCAAGACUUCUAUGAAGCCAAACAAAAGACUCAAGCUGAAGAAGAGGAUGAGAAGAGAAUGGAGAGCUCUCAGAUUGAUAAAGCAUUCGAAGAACUCCUUAAAGAUGACAAAGAACUUAUGAAGACUAAGAAUAGCACAACCUGUGCGAAGAUUUCAGAUGAUCCCUUCAGCAAAUGGCAAUCUUUGUACUAUAUCGAUAAUAUUAAGCAAAGGAACAAGCCAUUAGAUGCUAAGGCUAAAAAGCAAGACGCACCUUUCUUCUUGUUUGACCUUGAAAAUGCUAUCGGAGGAAAUGAUGCUGGCCAAGAUCUUUAUGGAGUUCAAUACUUUACUGGAAAGAAAGAGCUCGAUGACGAGUCGAAAACCUUGACUUCAAUUAUCCAAGACAGUAAAAACUUAAGCUCUUUAAAUCAAACAGGAAAUGUUCUAGAACUGAAGGAGCUUUUACAAAAAUACCACAAAUCAAAAAUUUCAAGUUCUAAACUUCUUGACUACUUCAGAAAAAUCUCCCCAUCAGCAAUAGAGCUCGAAUUCCUGAGCCUGAGCGAUUUUGAGUUCGACACAAACAAAAAGAUCGAUUAUAUUGAUACAUUCUUAAAAUUUAUUGAAGAGACUAUCGAGUCAAGACAAAAUGUUGAAAUUAUCCAGGUUCUUCUCUCCAACUUCAUUAAGAACAACUUUGAAGAAACCAUGGUCCAAAAGGCCAGAAUUGAGUCAAUCUUAGCUAAACAGGAAGAAUUUGCUUCAAAAUUCGAGGAUCUUCUAUUGUACAACAUGCUGAUCUAAUAACACUUGAUAACUCAAAAUUAUGAACUCAAUUGUGA
This is a messenger RNA of Moneuplotes crassus, 3067 nucleotides long. Lineage: Eukaryota; Ciliophora; Spirotrichea; Euplotida; Euplotidae. The record is from the annotation of a GenBank genome assembly.